Molecule: messenger RNA, 717 nt
Organism: Papilio machaon (common yellow swallowtail)
Lineage: Eukaryota; Metazoa; Arthropoda; Insecta; Lepidoptera; Papilionidae
Gene: RpS9
Product: 40S ribosomal protein S9
Exons: 4
Coding region: 111-695 (194 amino acids)
Biological process (GO): positive regulation of translational fidelity; translation
Cellular component (GO): cytosolic small ribosomal subunit
Molecular function (GO): rRNA binding; structural constituent of ribosome
Source: RefSeq, a predicted model, not a curated record
UACUAAAGUUUUUUAAACUCUUUGGUAUACUUACUUUACUCUUUGGCUGUCACUGUCGACGCCACCUUCCUCUCUUUUACGGCGAGCGGUCUUGGAAGAAGCUCGCCAUCAUGGUGAACAACCGAGUGCCGUCGGUCUUCUCUAAGACCUACGUAACCCCGCGGCGGCCUUUCGAAAAGGCGCGCUUGGACCAGGAGUUGAAGAUCAUCGGUGAAUAUGGUCUCCGUAACAAACGUGAAGUGUGGAGGGUGAAGUACACACUCGCUCGCAUCCGUAAGGCUGCCAGAGAACUGCUUACGCUGGAGGAGAAAGACCCUAAAAGGCUUUUCGAAGGUAAUGCAUUGCUUCGUCGUCUGGUGAGGAUCGGAGUGUUGGAUGAGAAACAGAUGAAGCUGGAUUAUGUGCUGGGCCUCAAGAUUGAGGACUUCUUGGAGCGCAGGCUGCAGACACAGGUGUUCAAGGCUGGUCUGGCCAAGUCCAUACAUCAUGCUCGUAUUCUCAUCAGACAGAGACACAUCCGUGUACGCAAGCAGGUGGUGAACAUCCCGUCAUUUGUGGUGAGGCUGGACUCGGGCAAGCACAUUGACUUCUCGCUCAAGUCACCGUUCGGUGGUGGCCGUCCUGGUCGCGUCAAGCGCAAGAACCUCCGCAAGGGACAGACUGGUGGAGCUGCUAAUGAUGAUGAAGAAGAUUAAACAAUAAAGUUAUAAUUGUACA